Messenger RNA from Candidula unifasciata, 1331 nucleotides. NCBI's taxonomy places the organism in Eukaryota, Metazoa, Mollusca, Gastropoda, Stylommatophora, Geomitridae. The record is from the annotation of a GenBank genome assembly.
AUAAUAUGUCCAGCUUACAGCAACCAGAGUCCUACAGUUCAAAACCUGGAUCUGCAUUCAAAGCUACUUCACUAACUGACACAGAUCUAAAGAAUUACUCUGGUCCUUUAGUGCCAUUGUCUGAUAUUCAGAAUGGAUGUUUGUCAGACAUCAUCUUCAGCAAGUUCUAUAUGACACAUCACAGUGAGGCACAGGAGUUGGCAUCUGAGACAGGUUAUACACCUCAACCUGAGGCUGUUUUAGCAGAAGCACUUCGAACUUGCCUGAUGAAGUACAAUAAGGAAACUUCACUGAGGUUGAACUUGGUGUUCUUCUCUGAAGCAGUGCGUCAUGCAGCAAGACUGAGCCGAGUGCUUGCUCAUCCAAGAGGUCAUGCCCUACUUUUAGGCUUGAGCUACGCAACUGGAAGAGCAACACUUGCAAAGUUGGCUGCUUUUGUUGCCAAAUGCAAAAUGUUUGAACUCAAGCGACAAACCUUGCCCACACACAACUUAAGCAUGGUUCAUAAAUAUAUUAAGCAAAGCUCCUUCCAUGCUGGCAUUCAGGGAAAGCCAACUGUGCUGCUUGUACAUGCAGAUAUAGGAGAGGAAUGUUUACAAGAUAUCAGCGCUAUCAUGACAGAAGGAACAGCUCCUGGUGUUUACACUGAGGAAGACUUUCAAAACAUAAUCAGUCAAAUGAUGCCUGGUGGGGUCCACACAAAGAGAGUAGACAAAAUGCAGCUGGCUUUUGAUAGAUUUGUUAAACGCAUCCAGCAAAAUCUCCAUGUAUUGGUGUGCUUAAAUUACAGAGGGAACAGGUAUUCUUCAAAUUGGCAAGCUUUCCAUCACAAGCUGCAAAAGCAUCCAAAUCUGAUCAAGAACAGUUGGAGCAUUGAUGUUUACCUGCCUUGGAGUCACAGAGCUCUAUCACAAGUGGCUAGAACAUGGCUUGAGGACACAACUUCUGGGGUCCUGAUUCCAUGGAGUCCUCAACGGACAUCAGAACAGAUUGAAAUGGCCUCAAAUGGUAUGGCCUACAUUCAUUUCUCCGCUCAAGCUGCCGUAGAGAGACUGUAUUACCACCAGAUGGAGCCUCUGCAAAUGUUUACACCUCUGACUUUUAUGGAGUUUGUGCAUUUAUUCAAAAUUAUAGCUGCAUUUCUUGCACAAACUGAGAAGGCGAAAGGUGGAAAGUUUGAAAAAGCUCUUGCAAAGAUUGAUGAAGCAUUUGGAAGCAUAGCAGAAUACAAAAGAAAAGUAUCAGAUCUGGUACCACAAUCCAGUUCAGCUGGUGGGGUUAUCAAUGAUCUGGUUACACAAGUUGACAACUUAAAACAAAGUUACAGACAA